AUGCAAAGGUCUACUACGCUAACGCUUGACUCUGCUAAGGCUCUGCGUUCGAAUUUGAUUCAGCGGCCAAAAGCCAGAUCUCCAUUGCUGAUGCUUUCUGCAGAAAAGGAUGGUUGUCGUAGUAAUAGUGUGUACAACCCAUACAAUGAUAGGGUUUACGAGACGAAGAGUGACUUUUCAGGGUAUCGAUUCCUGGGAAACUCAGAUGUAUUUAGCGAGAAGAGGAUCGAUCUUCCACCACUAGAAUCAUUUAAGGGUAGCCAUUUUAAGAUUUGGCGUGAAGGAGAGGAGAAUGUCAAGCAUAUGCUAAUGGAUGAUGAGGAUCCAUUUCGUGAUGAAUUUCCUCAUGCUGCCGAAGAUCUGAGAGGUCGUUUGUGGGUUGACGACAAGAAUGGAAACUACGUUGUUGUGUGGCAGUUUGAAAUGUACCCAUUUCUAGGGUUUUGCAGGACAGGGGAUGAUCAUUACCGCGAGAUUCCAACAGAGCUCGAGGUUCAGAGGGAGUUACGAGGUUUAAACGAUAUGGUACUGAAAGGUUACAAUCUUUACGUCUAUGCCACCCGUGAGUUCAUUCGACACUUAGAUUUGUCUGGACAAGAUGAAGAUGGUUUCAAGGAUGUAUCCGAGAAACAUAGGCUUCCAAUGUGGAUGCCAAGUAUGACAAUGAAGGAACGUGAACGUAUGAAGCAAAAGAGGUCUAUCCCAUCUAACAAAGGCAUUGCUGUUACAAGAGCAGGUCAAGUUUUGGUUGUCUUUACGUACGAUUUAGGUACCUCUGAAAGUCACAGGAUGUUCCAUCUGUACAAGAGGGAUCCUAAAGAUCUUGACCCGAAAACCCUCGACACCCGGCUUCUUGAGGUACAUUCUCUAGGUGAUGAGGCCCUCUUCUAUGAUUUGGGUAUUACCGUGCCUGCUGACCAUACCCUUGGAAUUGAGCCUAACUCCAUUUAUUUCACUCGUGAUGAUCGUAUCUGUCACAAUAAAUUGUCAUGCCUCGACAUCGGUGUCUUCAAUCUUGCAACAAAGACCGUCAAACGCUUCCACGGUCUCUCCAACUUCAACUUCAACGAUGCUCAGUGGUUUCUUCCUUCUUGAUUCUAGCCUUCUCCAUGGUUUCUCCCUCGGCCUUGCUCUGUUUCUUUCUGUUGCUUUCUGGUGUUGUUCUCACAUUUCCAGACUAUUAUCCUCUUUUUCUUUUGAUGUAUAAUCUGUGACAUUGCC
Messenger RNA from Arabidopsis thaliana (thale cress), 1221 nucleotides. Its product is annotated as F-box protein (DUF295). Bases 1 to 1095 code for a protein of 364 amino acids. Lineage: Eukaryota; Viridiplantae; Streptophyta; Magnoliopsida; Brassicales; Brassicaceae. The transcript has 2 exons. The record is from RefSeq and is marked reviewed.